UUAAUUUGUUGAAGGAAUGGGGAAUUGAAAAGAAAAUAUUUUCUAUAACAUUAGAUAAUGCGGGUUAUAAUGAAGGUCUUGUGGAUCGCUUGAUUGAACAUUUUAAGCUGACGGAUUCUUUGCUUUCUGAUGGAGAUUUUGUCCACAUCAGGUGUGCAAAUCAUAUUUUGAAUUUGGUUGUCAAAGCUGGUUUGAAAACAAUUGAGAGUGCUAUUUUUAACAUUAGAGAAAGUAUAAAAUAUAUUAAAGGUUCCGAGUCAAGGAUUGUGAAAUUUGUAGAGUGUAUUAAGAACCUUGGUUUAAAGAUGAAUGGAAAAUUGUAUCAAGAUGUGUGUACAAGAUGGAACUAUACAUACUUGAUGCUUGAUAGUGCUUUUCCUUAUCGUCGAGCAUUUUCUGACUUCAAGAUACUUGAUACAGAUUUUAAAUGUUUUCCUUUAGAUGAUGAUUGGGUUGAAGCUGAAAAAAUUGCCAAGUUUUUGAGGCCUUUUUAUGAAAUCACUACAUUGUUUUCAGGAAUCCAUCAUCCUACUGCUAAUUUAUAUUUUCAUAAAGUUUGGAAAAUUCAGAUGUUGAUACAAGAAGAAAAAUAUAGUGAAGACCCUAAUAUUAAAGAGAUUGCUAUUGAAAUGGAGAAGAAGUUUGCAAAAUAUUGGGAGGGUGACUACAGUCCAAUUGCUUCAAUGGCUGUAGUUCUUGAUCCUCGAAGACAAGUUAAAAUUGGUGAAGUUUUGCUUUAAGAAACUUGAUCCUUUGACUAGCAAUGAAAAGGUAAGUGUUGUUGAAGAUAAUUUGCAUAGGAUGUUCAAAUAAUACAUGACAACUUUCGAUGUUGAAAUGGUUGGAAGUAGUAGUCGUGGAUGUGAUGGUGAGAUAUUGGAUGACAUGGAGGAAUUUUAUAUGUUUGAAAGUUCAUCUGCAUGUAGUUCCGGAAAGACACAAUUGGAUUUAUAUUUGGAAGAGCCAGUAGUAGUUCGUAAAGGAAAUGAAAAUUUUGACGUGCUUACAUUUAUGAAGGAUAAUAGGAUGAAGUAUCCUGAACUCUCAUUGAUGGCUCGUGAUUUGUUAAGUAUACCUAUAAGCACAGUUGCAUCGGAAUCUGCUUUUAGCGUUGGUGGCCUAGUUAUCGACAAAUUUCAAAGUUCCAUCUUACCAGAAAAUGCUGAAGCUAAGUCGUGUUCUCGAGAUUGGAUGUAUGGGCAUCAAGCUCCUGAUGAUUUUGAGGAUGAUGAGGACAUUGCAAUAGAUGUGGAGAAAAUUGCCGCUAAACUUUUGAGUUAGAGAUCAGUAGUAUUAUAAAGAAAAUGCUGGUAUGGAAAAAGGGAUACUGAUGAUUG
Molecule: messenger RNA, 1337 nt
Organism: Lycium ferocissimum
Lineage: Eukaryota; Viridiplantae; Streptophyta; Magnoliopsida; Solanales; Solanaceae
Product: zinc finger BED domain-containing protein DAYSLEEPER-like
Exons: 2
Coding region: 817-1281 (154 amino acids)
Molecular function (GO): protein dimerization activity
Source: RefSeq, a predicted model, not a curated record